AUGCUCUUCAAUCCUCUAUCGUGGGUUGGCAUCAAUUCAACCGCCUUAUCGAAUCCACUAUCUGCAACAAACAGGGUCAUUACUCUCCUUCUGCCAGCUCAGGGUAUAGGCUCCCAGGGUUGGGUUUUGAACACGUUCAAAGCCGAGGAACCUGUGAAUUUGACUACCCUUUCGCCUCCAGAUCAUCCAACUCUCCCCUGGUCAGAAUCAGCUCUGCCUCAAUUUCCAACAAGUGGGACAAUCAUUGCGUUCGUCGUGGGAUGUCUUCUUGCCUCUGGAUGGGAACGUUCUCGCAAGAGACUCAUUGAAGUUCGCCACAAGGAUGAAGAGAUCAAUCGGCUUGAAAAAGGCUACCAGGUGUUGGACCAGCUCCUUGCUCUCGACAUCGGUGCCCUCAACACCGGUGCUCUGGAUUCAGCGUUAAACGUCCAUGAUGUGUUUUCUCCAGAACAACAACAGCAGCUUCAAACAGCAGUGGCCACUUUGAAGGCGAUUUCGCUCCAGACACAGGGAUAUAAGUAUCACUCUAGGAACCAAGCUGCCAUUGUUCCGCCGCGAACGGUAGCCUUGGCUGAGAGUGCCGAGUUACUGGGAGGGCUGAGUGUUGGGUUAGAGCGGGUAAGGAGAGUUAAAGAAUUGGAAUCCUUUGGGUCAAGCGGGUUUGUAGAAUCCAGCCUGGGGCUUUCAUCGGACGACCUUUUGCACACGGCUCACGAAUUCCACGGUUCUGUGCAAAUGGGUGCAAAAAACGCCUCAACGGACUCACCGGCAGACAGCAAGAAAAGCACCAAAUUUGUCAGAUUCGGCCCAAUCACCACAUCCAACGGGCCUCAAGUGCCGAAGUCAGCCUCACCUUCGGGCUCCAGGCUUACUAUCCCUGCUGCAGCACAUACCGAGGCCAAACCAGCCUCAGCGCUGACCCUGGGAUCUCCCAAACCGUCGUUUGACAUUUCCUCCGAAGAAGGCAGAAAGGCUCUCCGGGAUUACAUUGAGAGAAAGAAAAAGCCGGAAGGACCAAACUUGUCCACCAUUUCAUCAGAGGCCCCAAAACUCACGUACGCCGAAGUGUGCAGACUCGAUCCAGCCACGAAAAAGAAAUACAGAAGGGUGUUCAUCGCCAACCGAGGCUGGAUCCUGAUGGGCCGGCUUGAAGAAGAAGAAAGGCUCUACGGGCCCGACGCUCUCGUAAAAGCACGCACCGAAUAA
Candidozyma duobushaemuli is the source of this 1206-nucleotide messenger RNA. RefSeq lists its product as uncharacterized. The transcript has a single exon. The record is from RefSeq and is a predicted model, not a curated record. The coding region runs from base 1 to 1206 and encodes 401 amino acids. Lineage: Eukaryota; Fungi; Ascomycota; Pichiomycetes; Serinales; Metschnikowiaceae.